AUGUGGUGUGUAAAGUUGCUGCUAGCCUACCAUGGAGAACAUUAUGAAGCUGCGGUGGAUAUAUCGGACAUUCAGAAGACAACCGAAUAUAACGAAAAUACAGACAAUGUUGAAAAAGGUCGAAACACGCAAUAUGAUGAUAAUGAUGAAAACGAGCAGAGACAACGGAGAACCAUAGUACAAAAUGACAAAACUUCUGAAACUUUGACGAAAGGUCUGAAUCCCAACGAUACUGAAGAGGACAUCAUAAAAGUACAAAUGAAAAAGGCCAUAGGUUAUCAUUAUUUAUGUGUCUAUCAUAUCAGCCUAACAAAUAAGACUGAAGGUACAAUGGGGUACACAGCUACAGCAUUGAUCACCCUUGCCACAGCUAUCAUAUACUUCAGAGUGUUCUUGGACAACAAUACGUUUUCUGACCAUAGGAGGAUAGUCUCUGACGUCAUAGAUGACGAAUAUGAAUUUGUCAUUGUCGGCGGCGGUACAGCAGGAUCAGUUGUAGCGGCAAGACUGUCAGAAGAUAAGGAUAACAACGUUCUUUUGCUUGAAGAAGGCGGAUUUUAUGACGAGAACUGGAAGCUUCAUUCCCUGACACUUUGGCCAGAACUUCAAAAAACACAAUAUGACUGGGAGUAUUAUACAGAGCCACAAAAAUAUUCGUGUUUUGGAAUGAAAGAAGCUAGAUAGUAUUGGCCCCGUUGUCGAGUUCUUGGGGGCUCAGGUAUGAUAAAUUUAGCACAAUAUACGCGUGGAAGCCGUUAUGACUAUGACGAAUGGGCAGCUAAUGGAUGUAAAGGUUGGAGUUACAAGGACGUUCUUCCUUACUUCCUUAAGGCAGAGGACAUCCAGAUCGAAGAAUUCAAGUCUUCCAAGUAUCAUAAUGUUGGCGGACCGAUGGCUGUUUCUGGAGGUGAGGUGACUCGCUUGCAGAAAUAUAUCUAAAAGCUAGAAGAGAACUUGGAUAUAACAUUACAGACUACAAUGGAGCGAGGAGCAAGAGGGUUUUAAUAAAGUACAGGUUAACGCCCGAAAAGGAGUCAGAGAGUCUUCAGCCGUUGCUUAUCUGGGACGUGCAGGUAAAAAGAUAAACCUUGAUAUUGCAGUCAACACCUUUGUAACUAAAAAAGGUUUUACGGAAACAACUGCGACUGGUGUAUAUUAUAUUUUGAACAACAGAAGACAUUUUGUUCGGGCAAGAAAAGAAAUUAUUAUGUCGGCAGGAGCGAUGAAUACACCAAAGAUAUUGUUGCUUUCUGGAAUAGGACCACGGCAUCACCUAGACGAAAUGAGUAUACCCGUAGUGGCCGAUCUUCCAGUUGGAAACAAUUUGCAAGAUCAUGAGGCUAUUUUGUUGUUCUCUAGAAUCAACAAACCAGUAAGUAUAACACCAAACGUGAAGAGUAGCCUUUGGACUACCAUACAGCACAAAAUAUUUGGAUCAGGACCACUUUCUAUCGCUGGAACUGACGGCUCAGCUUUUGUUUAUAUUGAUGACAAAAAACGUGGUAAAACUUAUCCAGAUUUUCAGAUGGCUUUCGUUAGUUUAUUGAUUUCAUUAGAUCAUCUUAACUUCAAAAAUGAAAUUAAAAAAGAAUACGAAGAUGGGAACGAAAACGUCGAUGGCUUUACGCUUGCUCUUAUAAAUACACAUCUAAAAAGCCGCGGUACACUAAGACUGCUAUCCAAAGACCCGUUUGAUUAUUCUGUUUUAAAUCCCCGUUAUUUUCAGGAACAACAGGAUGUUGACGACUUUGUUGCUGCUAUUAGAAUAUGGGAAAAAUAUAUUGAAACACCGACAAUGAAAGCACUUGGGACUGAAGUAUCUCAUAUGAAGAAAUCAUUUUGCUUACAACAUAAGUUGCGUUCUGAUGCAUACUGGGAAUGUAUGUUGCGCCAUCUAGCCAUAACUGGGUAUCAUCUAUCGUGUACUUGCAAAAUGGGCGCUCAUGAUGAUUCGACCGCAGUUUUAGAUCCAACAUUGCGUGUGAAGGGAAUAAAAGGUUUACGCGUUGUUGAUGCAUCGGCAUUUCCUAAAGUAACUGUUGGAAAUACGAAUACUCCGGCUGUAAUGCUGGCUGAAAAAGCGGCAGAUAUGAUUCGCGGAAUAGAUUCGGAAUUUACCUGAUGGUGUUUAAUUGAUUUUUGCUGUCUUUGAUUGCGUGAAACUGUGAACUUUCUGAUGAACAAACAAGACGUACAUUUAUUCCUUUUGUAUAUAUAAAGCUAAACAAACGAGAAAAAAGUCAAGCCGGAAGUAGGAAUAUCAUAUGUAUAUUAUCUGCCAGUAGAGAAUAGUCAAAUUUCAUGAUUUCUUGGCAGUCAAAGUGUUAUUUGAAAGUCUGAUAAAAGCAUAAGUGUUGACGCACCAAUAUCAUCUUAAUCAUCCGGCUAAAAUAUGUGUACGGUAUCAAACAAAGACUCACAAUAUAUACUUUUACAACGCACGCCAACAGUAUCACAACGUAUAUAUGCAUAACAUAUAUACUGAAGAAAACGACUAACCCGUCGUUUGCUAUUUUGCAAAUAUAUUAGAAAUAUUUAAAAAUUGUUUGUUCAAAAAUAACAAAAUUUCAAAAAUCCAAAAAUCUAGUAAAAUGUGGAAUUGUCAUCAUACGGUAUAGUUAAUAUAAAUACUAUAUUAAUAAUGCCAUUUUAUCAUUUGUAUUAUUUUCGCCAAACAUAAAACCACAUACCAUUUUGUGCAAUUCUUCUAAAACUAUAGCUGAUGUAGAGAAAAUCUCUAAUAACAAUACAAAAUAUUUAUUGAAAAAGCUUAACAAUUAAUACAUACAGGAUAUGUUACUCUUUAUUUAAUGUCAGUUAAAAAAACAUUAGCAUAAUACAAGUUAUACUCCGA
Molecule: messenger RNA, 2854 nt
Organism: Mercenaria mercenaria
Lineage: Eukaryota; Metazoa; Mollusca; Bivalvia; Venerida; Veneridae
Exons: 3
Coding region: 1-684 (227 amino acids)
Molecular function (GO): ecdysone oxidase activity; flavin adenine dinucleotide binding
Source: RefSeq, a predicted model, not a curated record